This is a messenger RNA of Fonsecaea multimorphosa CBS 102226, 426 nucleotides long. RefSeq lists its product as uncharacterized. Gene Ontology annotation, molecular function: protein-disulfide reductase activity. Lineage: Eukaryota; Fungi; Ascomycota; Eurotiomycetes; Chaetothyriales; Herpotrichiellaceae. The coding region runs from base 1 to 426 and encodes 141 amino acids. The transcript has a single exon. The record is from RefSeq and is a predicted model, not a curated record.
AUGGUCGUCCACAACCUUGCAGAGUAUGUAGCCUACCACCAAGCCAAGCUGCGAGAGGAGCAAGCUGGAAGUGCUCCCAAACCUGCCAAAAAGUACGGUGUUAACCCCAUCCACAGCAAAUCCUCCUACAACACCUCCAUCUUGCAGGCCCCCGCCGACAGGCUCGUCGUCCUCGACUGCUUUGCCACCUGGUGCGGUCCCUGCAAGGUCAUUGCCCCCGAAGUCGCCAAGUUCUCCGAGUCGGACGCAUACAAGGAUAGAGUUGAUUUCUACAAGGUCGACGUCGACGAAGUCCCCGACGUCGCUCAGGAACUCGGCGUCCGCGCCAUGCCUACUUUCAUGAUCUUCAAGAACGGCGAGAAGGUCGACGAGGUCGUCGGUGCUAACAAGAACGCCCUCGAGGCAGCGAUACGGAAGCACUUGUAA